CUUGAAUUUAGAUUUUAAUGGUGUUAAAUUUUGGGGAGAUGUGUGUGAGGUUGUUUGGGAUCUAGAGAUAUAUCUGUUUAGUUUUUUCCUUUUUGCGCAGAGAGUAGCCAUGGCAUCUUCGGAUGCAGAGCUUGCAGAGCAGCUGAAGGAAGCUGGGAACAUGCUCAUGUCUCCUCCUCCUUCGGUCCAUGAGCUUCUCCCUCUUCUGGAUGUAAGCCCUAAUCUAGACAGUCGUCUUCUUCGUUUUGUGAUACUCCUUGUCUUGCUGUUGUUCUUGAUGCUGAACCCAGGUCUCGGGUUCUAAGGAACCCAAGCUCAAAAAAAUUUUAAAAAAAAUUUGUUGUUUUUUUUUUUUUUUGGGGUUUGAUGAUGAUGAUGAAUCCAACAAGGGUAAAAAUUGUUUGAAAUGAAUAGAUUGGUUGAGA
This is a messenger RNA of Rubroshorea leprosula, 425 nucleotides long. NCBI's taxonomy places the organism in Eukaryota, Viridiplantae, Streptophyta, Magnoliopsida, Malvales, Dipterocarpaceae. The record is from the annotation of a GenBank genome assembly.